This is a messenger RNA of Eublepharis macularius, 2405 nucleotides long. RefSeq names its product RNA polymerase II associated protein 2 (gene RPAP2). Lineage: Eukaryota; Metazoa; Chordata; Lepidosauria; Squamata; Eublepharidae. Gene Ontology annotation, cellular component: nucleus; cytoplasm. The transcript has 13 exons. The coding region runs from base 85 to 1917 and encodes 610 amino acids. The record is from RefSeq and is a predicted model, not a curated record. Gene Ontology annotation, molecular function: RNA polymerase core enzyme binding; RNA polymerase II CTD heptapeptide repeat phosphatase activity.
CCGAAACCAUCCCGGCUUCCUGAGCUCCGCCUUCCCGCACACAGCGCCGCGGCGGGUGAGAGGUCAGAGGGGAAAAGGCUCCUCAUGAUGGCGGAGGAGAAGACGCGAAGUGCCGCUAAGGCCCGAAGUCACCGCAGGCGCUCGGGAAAUAAACAGACCAGUACUUUGAAGAAUGAAGAUGCCUUACAAAGGAGAGCCACACUUGAGGCUGCUAUUAGAAAGAAGAUUGAAUGUGAGAGAAAAGCUUUGCGUAUUGUUGAACGUCUGUUGGAGGAUGAUAUUACUGAAGAGUUCCUUGUGGAUUGUGGGAAAUAUAUAACACCGUCUCACUAUAAGGAUGUUAUAGAAGAGCGAUUUAUCAUCAAGUUAUGUGGCUAUCCUGUAUGUCAAAACAGGCUAGAAAAUGUGCCGAAACAAAAGUACAGAAUUUCAACAAAACACAACAAAGUGUAUGAUAUUACUGAACGAAAGUGUUUUUGCAGCAACUUUUGUUACAGGGCUUCAAAACACUUUGAGGGUCAAAUUUCCGAAAGCCCAGUGUGGCUAAGAGAAGAAGAAAGGCCCCCAGACAUUGAAUUGCUGAAGGAAGGAGAAAGCGGCCACUCUGGGAAAGAAGUAAAAUUACUCACGGAAGCAAUUAGAACUUCCGACACUGAAACUCCUAGCCCAGCACUAAUCCAAGGAGACUCUGGCACAGAGACUGAGAGCAACAGUGGUGAUGAGCAAGAAUUUGUUUCAUCUGUUCUAACAGAGAAUUUAUCCAGUGCAAAGCACCUAGAGCAUCCGGUGCCAAGAAAGAGCAUACUCAAAAAGAAGUCUGUUGAAAGAACAUGCCUCGAGUUUAACUGUACAGGGGAUGUAGCUAAUGAUGCUGCAGAGCAAUUAAGUAAGUGUAAAUUAGAUGCUUUGAAAGAGAAACGGGCUGUUCCAAGCACCCCUCAAAUGAAAAUAAGUGACACUUCCCCUAAAACCAGGAAAAAAACAGAAGGCUGUGGAGAUAAUGCCAGUAGCUCAUCUGUUGUUUUCCUGGGUGUGAGCAAAAAUGGGGCAGAACAAUUGAAAAGGUUGCUUGCCAAAUCAAAUCAGUCCAUCCAUCAUGGACUGAAAGGUCCAGCUGACCCUCUUGCUACUAAGAGCAACCUGCUAGAAGGGCUCCGGCAAACAUUUAUCGAAUGGAGGACUGAGGAGACACUGAAGCUUCUCCACAGCUUUGGCUCUACGACCACACAGGAACUGCCAGUCAGUUGCAAGGUGGAAGAACUUGAUGAGGAUGAUUUUGAUAGCGCUGAUGAUUUUAACGAUGCUGCUUCUGAAAAAGACAUGGAACCCUGUUUGGACCCAUCUUUGCCUAUCACAGGAUCCAGGAUGGCAGCAACUCAACCUUUGCCAAGCUAUGAACAAUUAAGGGAAGACGCAACCCUGUUGGAGAUAAGGGUAAAAGAAUUUUAUGAAGGAAAAGUAACCUUUGCUGAGGAAGGUUUGAUGAUGCAGCCAGGAAGGGACCAGCACCACAGUGAUAAGGAUGUAAAGCAGCUGGCCACUGCUUUUCCUCUUGUAGAUUCAAAUGCACAACAUCAGAUUCAAAAGAGGAUUGUUCUUGAAAAGCUGCAAAAAGUAUUGCCUAAUGUUUUGGGACCGCUCCGUAUUCCUCUUGGUGAGGUUUACAGUGAACUUAAAAAUCUUGUUAAAACCUUUGCGUUAACAAAUAAAAAUAUUAUUCACAAAACUCCAGAAUGGACCCUUAUUGCCCUUGUGCUGUUGUCUGUAUUGUCACAAACUAUUCCUGCCUUUGCACGUUCACAGCAGAGCCCAGUAUAUACACAGUUCCUGACUACUUUGUUUGAAGAGUUACGUUUUACAUAUGAAGACUUCGAAAGUUUAACAAGAUUAUUUAAAAGUGACUACUUUCUUCACUGAAUAUGAUUAUCCAGAACUGUUUUCCUUUGCUUGAACCAGACAAUAUAAUUUCCAGCAUACAAAAUGGAAAGAAAAUAUAAAAUAUUACUGUCAUCAUUCUAGUUCCGGUCACUGACUGGAGAAUUUUUCAAGAAAGCUGAUGAGUAUGCCAUCAGCUUUGAAUGCGUCAGUCAUGCCAAAAUGAAGCUCUUGUAUGGUGAAAAACUGACUUUCUCUAAAAGUGCAGGAAAGACACUUAAGAAAGCCAUUCUUCCCAGCUCUUCAUUAAAUUGUGCCAAAGUGAUACCAAAGAAACUUUUAGUUCUGCAUGAGGAUGUUGUGUGAAUCAAAUUGUUUGAAACUGUGGAAUAUAUUUUGAUGUUAUUAAUUUGUCAGUUUUCAAGAAAUGUAUUUUUCAGCUUUAUUAAUAAAGUAUCAGAGACAUUGUUUUAGCUUUUGUAUUCCUAGGCCUAAUAAGAUACUUUUAAUAAAUUGUUUCUUGGAGUGCA